Molecule: messenger RNA, 666 nt
Organism: Neospora caninum
Lineage: Eukaryota; Apicomplexa; Conoidasida; Eucoccidiorida; Sarcocystidae
Exons: 2
Coding region: 1-666 (221 amino acids)
Source: RefSeq, a predicted model, not a curated record
AUGGGUCGCCCGAUGAAUUGCAUCGUUGUUGCCGUAGCCUUCGUGGCAGCAACCGCGGGAGUCAGAGAUAUGCCGAAGCUAUCCGAACUACCAAAACUUGCGGACAUGCCAAAAAUAGCGGACAUGCCAAAGUUGUCAGACAUGCCCAGGAUGGUUGACAUGCCUCAGUUUCCAGAAAUGCCCAGGAUGGUUGACAUGCCUCAGUUCCAAGAAAUUCCCAGGAUGGUUGACAUGCCUCAGUUCCCAGAAAUGCCCAGGAUGGUUGACAUGCCCAAGUUGUCAGACAUGCCAAACAUGACUGACAUGCCAAAGCUUGCAGACUUGCCCACAAUUGGCGACAUGCCCAGGCUGGCAGACUUGCCAAGGCUUGCGGACAUGCCCAGUAUUGCCGACAUCCCAAAGUUUUCAAGUAACGACUUCAUGGCAAAGCUCCCACAUUCUGGCGAGAUGGACACUGUCCUUUCCGGACUUAAGGAUUUAAUCCCGGACAUGGACUCGUUUAGUUUUGAAAAUUUGCCCAAGGCCGGGCCGACGUUCCAGGGGCUCCCCAUGAGGAUACCGACCUCCACAGCGCAGACAGGCGAAUUUUUUACUCCACUUGCUGACCUAAUCAAACCAGAAGCUGCUUCCCUAACAAGCUUGAUCAAACCAUCCGGAGCUUUCUGA